AUGGAUUUCGACAGCAAUGAUGGCACUAUCAUUAGAAAACUUCAGGAAAAUAUUGAAGAGUUGGGACAGCAAGUGCAACAUUUGGAUUCGUUCAUCAGUAGAUUGACAGAAAGUGAGCAACAUCGCGAGCAGUUCAAUGAGUUGGCUCACAAAGCUCAGAAAUUGUCGAAAGAGACUAAUCAGUUGAUGAAGCAACUCGUUCAGCUCAGCAACAGUAACGUGAGUGAAUGUCAACCAGUUUCAUGUUAUAUAAGUUUUUUUUAG
Messenger RNA from Cooperia oncophora, 264 nucleotides. Lineage: Eukaryota; Metazoa; Nematoda; Chromadorea; Rhabditida; Trichostrongylidae. The record is from the annotation of a GenBank genome assembly.